Molecule: messenger RNA, 963 nt
Organism: Penicillium griseofulvum
Lineage: Eukaryota; Fungi; Ascomycota; Eurotiomycetes; Eurotiales; Aspergillaceae
Exons: 2
Coding region: 1-963 (320 amino acids)
Source: RefSeq, a predicted model, not a curated record
AUGUCAGACUUACCUAACUAUAAGCUCUCACAAGAGCAAAUCGAUCAUUUUAUGAGAUAUGGAUACGUGCGUCUACCCGAGUGUUUCUCCCGGGAGAAAGCAACAGAAUGGGCAGGGGAUGUGUGGACUAGACUCGGCGUCUCACCAACGGAUAAGUCUACAUGGACAACCGAAGUUACCCACAUGAGUGAUACCAAGGAAGAACCCGUUAGGACCUUCGCACCCAAGGCAUGGGCGGCCAUCUGUGAGCUUCUCGGCGGCGAAGACCGUAUAGCCACGGAUUCGGCUACUUGGAACGAUGCCUUGAUCGUAAAUCUCGGGUCGGCCGAAACCGAGGGUACUUGGCCCCAUCCUGCUGAUCUGCCGGGGUGGCAUGUGGAUGGCGACUUCUUUAUCCAUUUUCUUGAUUCGCCUGAACAGGCCCUGCUUGUUAUCCCGUUAUUUACCGAUAUAGAGGACCGUGCAGGAGGAACUAUGAUCUGCCCUGAGGGAAUGAAAUAUGUUGCCCAGCAUCUGUUCAAUCACCCUGAGGGCGUGACACCAUACAUGUAUCCCCGUGACCAACAGCCUGUUGGAAACCCCGGGGAUACCCCCUUUUAUUCGGAUAUUAUGAAGAAAUGUAGUGAUUUCCACCAGAUGACCGGUAAGGUGGGCGAUGUGGUGCUUCUUCAUCCUCUGAUGCUUCACUCUAUUUCUGUCAACAGCCUGAGAAAUCCACGCGUUAUCACCAACCCACCAGUCGCCCUGAAACAGCCGUUUAAGUUUGACAGGGAUGAUCCCUCCAAGUACAGUCUUGUUGAGAAGAAGACGCUAGAGAUGCUUGGCAGGGACAGGCUGUCUGGCUGGAAAAUUAAGGGGAAGCGAGGGUUCGUUCUUCCGCAGAGACUGAAGGAUAAAGGCCGUUCGAGUGAGAGUGAGGUAGAAAGACUCAUGAACAUCACCGGACAAACCAUGCCAGCCUGA